ACCUCUCUACCCGCGAGCCCCAACAAGAACAACAUUCCUUUCCGGGCGCGUGGCAUAAACGCGCGAUUUCUUCUACAAGCCGAACCAGGUCCAGUACUGAUGUUUCAAUCACGAACCCUAGAGCAUCUUCUUGUCUAUUGAAAUCAACCAUCAUUUUCUCACUGUUUCUGAGUUCGACUCCAUGGAAUUGAAUCCGAAGAAGCGAUCGCAGUUCGCCCUGGCAGCAUUGGUUUCUUCUUGAAGAAUUCUGAUUAAUGAACAGAGGUUAAAUUAUGCGUCGUUGUAUUUGAAGCUACCACUGUAUAUUUUAUUUAUGCAGGAUUGAACUGUGCUAAGAGAAUCACUCCUUUAAUUGUCGCGAAGAUUAUUGCUGAAAUCGGUGUCAUUUUAGAAUCUGCGAUUUUCGAGUGAGUUCAUUCAACAAUUGGAAAUUGCGGUUUUAUUAUUGUUGUUAUUUUCAAUUUCAAUGGCGGACUAUGAGGAAGAAGGAAAAGGUUCGAUUAGACUAAAUUCCGAGGAGGAGGAAGCAGAGCGAGAACCAUCCAUUUUCGAAAAUGACGACGAAGAAGAUGAGGAUGAUGGAGAUGAGGAGGAUGAAGGUGAGGAAGAUGAGACUGAAAAUGAUGAAGAACCACUCCGGAGGAAGCCUCUUUCCGAUGCUUCCAGAUUGAUUGGUCAGAGGUCCAAAUUAGAGAAUCUGGCUGAGCGAAUGAGGAAGGAGAAGAUCAGACUUCGGGUUCAUGAUAUUUUGAUCAAGGGAAACACGAAGACCAAGGAAUCUAUAAUCGAAGCCGAAGUGGAGGCUAUUAAGAAUGCAUCAACCAUGCAAGAACUACUGGAGGCCGCUGCCGUAGCCAAUGCCAAGCUCCAGAGGCUUGAGAUCUUCGACUCUGUCAAGAUUACACUUGAUUCAGGUCCGCCAGAGCUCCCUGGUACCGCAAAUGUCGUUAUCGAGGUUGUGGAGACGAGCAACCCCCUCUCCGGCGAAUGCGGUGCUUACACAAAACCUGCGGCUCGUUCGUGGACGUUUGAAGGUUCUGUUAAGUACAAAAAUUGGCUUGGAUAUGGGGAUUUAUGGGAUGGCUCUUUGGCAUACGGUCCUAAUCAAACAUCUGAGGUGAGUACCGGUGUUUAUUUCCCGAGGCUGAAGCGAUCAGUGACUCCUUUGGUGGCACGGCUAUCCCUACUUUCCCAAGAUUGGUUAGAGUUUUCAUCUUACAAAGAACGGUCUUUAGGUCUUUCCCUUGGCCUAUAUUCAACAAAGUAUCAUGAUUUGGCAUACAGCCUUGGAUGGCGCACCAUAAUCGACCCUUCACAGAUGGCGUCUAAUUCGAUAAGGAGACAACUUGGAAAUAGUUUACUUUCUUCUCUAAAAUAUACUUUGAAGGUUGAUAAGAGGAAUUCUGCAGGGAGGCCAACUAGAGGAUAUGCUUUUGUUUCUACUAGUCAAAUUGGUGGCCUCGCACCUGAUCACCGGAGCUUGCGCUUUGUGCGACAGGAAUUUGAUCUACGUUAUGCCAUUCCUCUCGGCUUUGAUCGUGCUGCCAUGAACUUUGGAGUUUCUGCUGGUGUUGUCUUGCCUUGGGGAAAUGGAUUCAUGAACAAGCCAUCGCCCCUUCCCGAACGCUUUUUCUUAGGUGGUGAUUUCUCUCCAGUAUGCACCGUCGGAGGCCCAACAACUGUAUGGGGUUUUAAGACACGUAGGAUGGGGCCAACUGAGCCGAGGCGGGAAGUGAGGGGCGAAAAUAAUCAGGGUGAAAACAGUGAUUCUCCUGGAAGGGAUUUUGUCGGAGGGGAUCUUGCUGUGACCGCGUUUGCUGAUCUUUCGUUCGACUUCCCAAUUCGCUGGUUAAGAGAACAUGGAAUCCACGGACACAUCUUUGCUGGUGCAGGAAAUCUUGCAAAGUUGACUGAGAAUGAGUUUCGCAGUUUCUCUUUUCAGAAGUUCUUGGAAACUUUCCGUACCUCAGUAGGAGCUGGGAUUGUGCUUCCAACAAGACUCUUCCGCCUAGAGGGUAACUUCUACUACAUAUUGAAGCAGCAAGAGCAUGAUCGUGGAAAAACUGGCUUUCGGUUUAGCAUAUCUGCCCCAUCAUAAACCUUGAAUUUUGGCGAGGUUUGAUAGAUAUUCAGGUUUGAUUGAAUUUGUUUCUUUUGCUCAAUGACAGUGUCCUUGCUGAGUUAUCAGUUUGGACUGGAU
Messenger RNA from Cucurbita pepo subsp. pepo (vegetable marrow), 2200 nucleotides. Lineage: Eukaryota; Viridiplantae; Streptophyta; Magnoliopsida; Cucurbitales; Cucurbitaceae. The record is from RefSeq and is a predicted model, not a curated record.